AUGUCGGUUCAAACAGCUACGUCAGUCAGUGCGGACAACAGAAUAUGUAAAAUGGAGGAUGAAUACAAAGAACAGGUACUAUUUUUUAUAAUAACUUAAAUUUAAGUAAAUAACCAAUUUCACAGAAUUUUUUAAUACUUAUUUUAUGUAGUGUUCAACUUUUUAGUUUAGAAAAACCGUCGAAAUUUGUUUUUGGUUCGUUACAUGCAUAAAUAACACAGCCACCCUCCAAAUAAUUUUUAUAGGCUGCAAAAGCGUUCUACCCAAAAGGAAACGUCUUAACACCAGAACAACGAGAGUUUUACGCCGAAAAUGGGUUUCUAAUUGUACGAAGUCUUUUGAAAAAGCCGGAGUUGGAAAAGUAUCGUAACCAUUUUCAAGAUGUGUGUAAAAAUCCAAAAAUACUGCCAAUUGAGACUUUGCUAAUGAACGAUGUUUGCACUGCAAAAAAAACGAAAGAACGCAACGAAAAUACCAUCUUGAGGUUGCAAGACUUCAAUAAUGAUCCAGUGUUUUUCUCGUAUUGUCAGCAUCCUGUGGUAAGUGCUUUACCGUGUAAAAAAGAUAAAAAUAUAAAAAACUAAAUAAUAAAGUUUUUGAAUUAAGUACCGUUUUACUGUUUGUAAUGAUUUUUUGUACUACAACUAUGUAUAUUGGAUGUUUACAACGUUGUAAUGCUAUGUACUAUAAACUUUUUUUUCAGAUUUUGGAUAUUGUUCAAGACCUAAUCGGCAAAGAAAAAGAAUCUAAUUUAAUGGCAAUGCACACAAUGUUAAUCAACAAACCCCCAGACCUAGACAAAACCUUGUCAUCUCGUCAUGCCCCACAUCAAGACGAAUACUUUUUCCCAUUUGGGUAGGUACACUUAUUGAUUUUUAUGUUAUAAACCAAACUUAAUCAUUUAAAUAGCAUAAAUUAAUUAAAAUUAACUUUUAGACCUUCUGACUAUAUCACAUGCGCAUGGACCGCCAUUGAUCGUUGUACGAAAGAAAACGGUACUUUAUUUGUAUAUCCAGGCAGUCAUAAGAUGCACAACCAACCUCAUGGGUAUCCAAAUUGGGAGAAAGGCGUGAACAAGGUUUUCCAACAAAUCUUAACUUUCGACACCGAAAACAACCCAUCGAUCGACGUGGAAUGCGAGCCUGGAGACACCGUAUUCUUCCAUCCUAACUUGGUUCACGGCGCCGGACCAAACCUUAGUGACGGCUUCCGAAAAACGAUAAGUUGUCAUUAUGCAAAUGCCGAUGAAUGUAGAUACAUCGAUGUGUCUGGAACAUAUCGCACUUCAGUUGCCGACGAAGUGGUGGACAUGUUUAAUGGGCGUUACAAAAAACUUGGAAUACCUUUGGCUAGGGAUUGGGGAGUAAGUGUAUUUUAUUAUCGUUAUAAUUUUUUUUUAAUUUUAAAAUUUGUAAUUAUUUUUUGAAACUAGCCACAACAAAAUUUUAAAUAUUAUUAUCUAAUAACUGAAAAAUUUUAGCAUUUAUGGAGGAUGCGUGCCCGCCCUGUCAAUGCAAAGAGAGCUCAUCUAUAA
Molecule: messenger RNA, 1534 nt
Organism: Bursaphelenchus okinawaensis
Lineage: Eukaryota; Metazoa; Nematoda; Chromadorea; Rhabditida; Aphelenchoididae
Source: the annotation of a GenBank genome assembly